AAAAACAAUGUGAGAGCUCCAUUGUUGUGAACUGCAGGAGGGACCUUAGUUAAGGCUACCAAGAGUGAGUGCUUCUCCAAGUUGCUUGAUAAAAACUCGAUUCGAGUUCGAUCUGUGAUUAAAUUCCAAGAAACAAUCAAAUGAAUAAAAAGGUGAGCUUUAAAAAGUCCUUUGAAGCUAAAUUGAAGAAUUCACAAGUACCUGCAAAGAAGAAAGCAAUCAGCCUAUACACAGCAAUGUCAGUGGCUCAUGUAAAUGAUGACGACCAAGAGUCCAAAUCCGGCGACGUUCAUCAUGUCGAAGAAGCCCUUCCCGGGGGCAACUUUUGUGCAGGCCAAUGGUGCAAGAGUUUGGCCCAUGGCAAAGGCAACUAUCUAUGGCCUGAUGGUGAAGAAAACUCAAGGAAUGGGGUUGAAAGAGUGGGAGAUAUUCGACACGAAUGUUCGGCGACAAAGGCACGAUUUCCACUUCUUGAGAUGUCAAUGAAGAGGCAAGGGCAGGCGAUAUCCAGAGGGCACAAGAACUAUGAACUCAUGCUCAGCUUGCAGCUUGGCAUCAGACAUUCUGUUGGAAGACCUGGUCCUGCUAUAAACCUUGAAUUGAAAUCUUCAGCAUUUGAUCCCAAGGAAAAAGUAUGGACCAAGUUUCCUCCGGAAGGAUCGAAGCACACUCCGUCUCAUCAAUCUUGCGAAUUUAGAUGGAAGGAUUAUUGUCCAUUUGUAUUCAGGACCCUCAGAAAAUUAUUCGAUGUCGAUGAAGCAGAUUACAUGCUUUCGCUUUGUGGGAGUGACGCCCUUCGGGAACUUUCGUCCCCGGGAAAAAGCGGAAGCGUUUUUUACUUGACCAGUGAUGACAAAUACAUGAUAAAGACAAUAAAGAAGACUGAAGCAAAAGUCCUUAUAAGAAUGCUUCCAGCCUAUUAUAAGCAUGUUCAGUCCUUUAAGGACACUCUAGUUACAAAAUUAUUUGGUCUUCAUUGCGUGAAAUUAACUGGGGCAGUACAGAGAAAGGUUCGAUUUGUUAUAAUCGGGAACCUGUUUUGCUCCGACUAUGCCAUUCAUCGGCGCUUUGACUUGAAAGGUUCUUUCCAAGGUCGUACAACUGCUAAUCCUGAAUCUGAAUUAGAUCCGACAUCAACCCUCAAGGACCUUGAUCUCAAUUAUAUAUUCCGACUACAGAAACUGUGGUUCCAAGAGUUCUGCAGGCAAGUCGAUCGAGAUUGCGACUUUCUUGAACGUGAGAGAAUUAUGGACUAUAGCUUACUCGUCGGUUUGCACUUCAGUGAAGUUCCCACACCUACUGGAAAUGGAGAUUGCGGAAACAGAGAAGCUCCUCGUAUAUCUCAAGCUAGCAAUGAUCACCUUGUUAUCGACACCACACGGCAGUCUUCUGAUAGAUUGGGCAUAAAGAUAGCCGCUCGAGCCGAGAAAACGGAGAGGAAAACUGACUAUCAACUGGUUGGAGAACCAACUGGUGUGACAUAUGAUGUCAUUCUCUUCUUUGGUAUAAUAGAUAUUCUACAAGACUAUGAUAUUAGCAAGAAGCUUGAGCAUGUGUAUAAAUCAAUGCAAUACGAUCCGACCUCGAUCUCCGCCGUUGAUCCAAAGCUAUAUUCAAAACGCUUCCGAGAUUUCAUUUUCAAAGUUUUUGUAAAGGACACUUGAAAAUGUCACGAUCUUUACAAGAUUUUCGACUCGGAACCAGUGUCCAUUUUACGAACAUUCGAUCGUAUUCCAGAGUUGUGAUCAGUUAAAAGCAAAAAGUAUUCGACUUCAUUGACAUGGACAAGGAGGACGAAUCACGGAAGCACUGCACACGCCCUUGUAACCGAGGAUUAGUUUCUACUGGUGCAGAUAUGAUAUGUUAUUUUGAGGGCUUAGGGUAAAACACUGUAAACAUAGAUUCAUCUGUAAAUGAAAUUUUCA
Hibiscus syriacus is the source of this 1925-nucleotide messenger RNA. RefSeq names its product phosphatidylinositol 4-phosphate 5-kinase 6-like. Gene Ontology annotation, molecular function: phosphatidylinositol kinase activity. The record is from RefSeq and is a predicted model, not a curated record. Lineage: Eukaryota; Viridiplantae; Streptophyta; Magnoliopsida; Malvales; Malvaceae. Bases 141 to 1664 code for a protein of 507 amino acids. Gene Ontology annotation, biological process: phosphatidylinositol metabolic process. The transcript is spliced from 9 exons.